This is a messenger RNA of Paramecium sonneborni, 2119 nucleotides long. Lineage: Eukaryota; Ciliophora; Oligohymenophorea; Peniculida; Parameciidae. The record is from the annotation of a GenBank genome assembly.
AUGUCGAAAGAAGUAUUUAUGUUAGUUAAAAUGAAAGUAACUUUUGAAAAGAUUUGAUUAAGUGUCAAAGUCUUUAGAACAAUUUGAUUUAUAUGAAUAAAACGAGUUUUCAAUACCUAGCACUUAAUAGUAUGUUUUAGUACUAUACUUAGAUACUCUGAGGAAUGUUAUGAAGCAUUUUAGAAGAUUUAUUAGACAAGCUAAGUUCCUUAACUUUAAACAAUUCCAGAAGAUGAAAAGGAGUUUUACAUUUUAAAUAGAGAUACAGGACUUAUGAUAGAUUGUCGAAAAUUAGAUUAUUACACAGUACCAAAAGCAGAUUCGAAGGAAGUGGCUUGGAAAAAUUACUGGAAACAUAGUAGAGAGAUAAGUGAGCUACUACUAUAAUUAAUCUAAUCAAAUGAAAAUAAUAAAGUGUAUGAACUACUAGCUCAUCCAUAAUUCUAUGUAGAUAUAAAUAUCAGGUAGAAGUAAUAUUAUAUAAAAUAGAGAUUUAGAUGACUGGACUCCUCUUCAUUUUGCUUGUCAAUAAAAUAACACUGAAAUAGUUCAAUUAUUAUUGCAUUAGUAAGCAAAUCCAAAAUUACUUUCUUUGAAUAGAAAGACACCAUUACAUAUUGCAGCAGUGAAGAAUAAUCCAAUAAUUUGUGAAUUGUUAAUAAAUUUUGGAGCUGAUAUUGAUGCUUAAGAUUCCGAUUAAAAUACACCAUUACAUAUUGCUUCAUUACAUGGAAAUGAUUAGGCUUGUAAAAUAUUGAUUGAGAAAAAUGCAAAUACUAAUUUGAAAAAUUAUUAGCAUUUAACUCCUAUAGAAGUAACUUCAGAUAUUAGAAUUAUUGAAAUUUUUAAUUCAUUCGGAAUCUCGCUUAAUAAUUUUACUUAUACAAGAACUGUUGUGAAGGAAUAAAAUUUAGUUUUACAUAAUAGUCGAAGAGAUCAUGUAUAAAAAAUAUUGAAGUUAGCUUAAUAAUAAUAAAAAGGAAUUAUUGAUCAAGAGAUUAAAUAAGAAUAAUUAGGAUUAAUAAAUAAUGAAUAAUAAGAAUAAUCUCUAAAUAAUUUUGAAAUUAAUUAAAAUAGAACUACUUGGGGUAAAAUUAUGGAUUUUGCUGUCUCCUUUUCUCGAAUCUCAAUCAAAGGUAAUAGAUAAACAAUAAAUCCAGAAUCUGAAAAAAAUAAGAUAGGUCCAUCUUCAUUUUAAUUUUAUUAAAAAUUAGGAGAAGGAGGAUUUGGUUAAGUAUUUUUAGUUGAAAAAAUUGGUUAAGAACCCAAAAAAUAUUAUGCAAUGAAAAUUUUAAAGAAAGAAGAUAUAGAUACUUCUAAUAUUAUAAAAUCUGCAUAAAUAGAAAAAGAUGUUUUAAAGAUUAUGAAUCAUCCAUUUAUUGUUAAAUUGAAUUAUGCAUUCUAAACAUUAGAUCAUUUGUAUCUUGUAAUGGAUUUGUGUUCUGGAGGAGAUUUGGCAACCCAUUUAGAAUUAGUUAACAAUUUUCCAGAACAUAUUGUAAAAAUAUAUGCAGCAGAAAUUACAUUAGCUUUGGAAGCAUUGCAUAAAUAAGGAAUAAUUUUUAGAGAUCUUAAACCUGAAAAUAUAGUAUUAGAUAAAGAUGGACAUGCUCAUUUAACAGAUUUUGGUUUAUCAAAAUAAGGAAUUGAUGAGGAAAUUUUGAAUCAAUCUUUUUGUGGGACUUUAGCUUAUUUAGCUCCAGAAAUGUUAAUGAAAAAAGGACAUGGUCGUUAAGUAGACUGGUAUAUGUUAGGAAUAUUUAUUUAUGAAUUGCUAGUAGGGGCACCACCUUAUUAUGAUGCUGAAAAGGAAAUUUUAAAAGAAAAUAUUAAAAGAGCACCUCUUAAAUUACCAAGAUAUCUAAGUUAAGAAGCUAAAGAUAUAAUUAUUUAAUUACUGAUAAGAGAUCCUAAACGUAGAUUAGGAUGUUAGGAAGAUGCCAAAGAAAUUAAGAAUCAUCCAUGGUUUAAUGAUAUUAAUUGGUUAGAUUGUUAUAAUAAAAAAUUAUAGCCUCCUAAACCACUUAUAUGUCAUGAACCUAAAGAAGCUAAGAAAGUUACUUUUAGCAAAAAUAGUAACAGAAACAAAUUAAAUGACUGGACCUUUUUUGAAAAUUGA